Molecule: messenger RNA, 5864 nt
Organism: Asterias rubens (European starfish)
Lineage: Eukaryota; Metazoa; Echinodermata; Asteroidea; Forcipulatida; Asteriidae
Product: ras-related C3 botulinum toxin substrate 1
Exons: 5
Coding region: 171-752 (193 amino acids)
Biological process (GO): regulation of cell shape; establishment or maintenance of cell polarity; actin filament organization
Cellular component (GO): plasma membrane; cytoskeleton; cell projection
Molecular function (GO): protein kinase binding; GTPase activity; GTP binding
Source: RefSeq, a predicted model, not a curated record
GCGCGCUUCGUCCAUUUUUAUUACACACACACCCUGUCCACCGCCACCCGACUGUGCAAAAAGGUGACACUGCAAGUCCAUUUCCGUGUUUUAAAAAUCCCGAAAAUUGCUACUUUCAUAAUCGGUGACAACAGUAAUUUUUGAGUUAGGUCUACUCUCGGAGGUUCACAAUGCAGGCAAUUAAAUGUGUUGUUGUUGGUGAUGGGGCUGUUGGUAAGACAUGUCUUCUCAUCAGCUAUACAACCAAUGCUUUCCCUGGAGAAUACAUCCCAACAGUUUUUGAUAACUACUCGGCCAAUGUGAUGGUCGACGGGAAACCAGUUAACUUAGGAUUAUGGGAUACGGCGGGACAAGAAGACUACGAUCGACUCAGGCCGCUUUCAUAUCCACAGACAGACGUCUUCCUCAUCUGUUUCUCGCUCUUGAGUCCAGCCUCCUUUGAGAAUGUUCGUGCCAAGUGGAAUCCAGAGGUGACUCAUCACUGCCCAAACACACCCAUUAUCCUGGUUGGAACUAAGCUAGAUCUUCGAGAUGAUAAGGAGGCUACUGAGAAACUCAAAGAGAAAAGACUGGCCCCAAUAACCUACACCCAGGGACUACAAAUGUGUAAAGAAAUCAACGCUGUCAAGUUCCUUGAAUGUUCUGCAUUGACGCAGAAGGGUCUCAAGACGGUAUUUGAUGAGGCGAUUAGAGCCGUCUUAUGCCCUCCCAAACAAGCCAAGAAGAGGAAAGGGGCUUGCACUACACUAUAAUUGCUCAACCAUUGUGCCAUGUUUUAGAGUUUGGGCUGGCUUACAAGGAAGAUUUCGCAGGCAGGAGCACUUUAUAUUGUGUCAUCAAGGGUUUUAUAAUUAAGGAAAUUUGAACACAUAUUUUGCCUCGUGCAGACAUAACUAAAAGCAUCUUUUUCAAAAUGUACAGAAAGCAAAAGUCCACAAUUAAUAUGAAAUGUUACUACCCCCAUUCAGUUUGACUGGUCUGGAAUAUUUGAGUUGGAUAUUUGAUUGCAAAAACUAAAAUAAACAGUUUAUCAGACCACAAGUCCUGUCUUACAUUUUCAGGUAGCAUUCAUUGGUUGCACAAUGGAGCUCUCAACCAUUUUCAGGUAGCAUUCAUUGGUUGCACAAUGGAGCUCUCAACCAUUUUCAGGUAGCAUUCAUUGGUUGCACAAUGGAGCUCUCAAGCAUUUUGUGUAACCUGUGAGAUUACACUUUCGGAGUUUUUCCUCUCUGGUUUUAAAUAUAACUUGACUAACUAACAUAUCAAAGAGUAUUGAGCAAGGAACGUUUCUUUUAAACAUUCUGGUUCAGUUAAUCAGUGAGUGGUUACACUGUUUGAGAGAUAGCCAGCUACUGGCCUUUUUUUUCUACGAAGCAGAUAAUUGCACUUAUCUCGUUAGCUGGAAAGAAUGCUCUGAUAAUUAAAUGUGCUUUCAGUUCAAUCCUUUAUCAUGAUGUCAUCAUGGUACUGUUCCCUGUAUCACAACUGCUGAUUCUCAUUGUACUAAAAAAAGGGCCUGACUAUUUACCUGAGUUAUCUCAUUUUAGUUACAUUGAGUUGAAUGGGAAAAAACAAGAUGGCGUCACCAUGGUAACCGUUUCAAGCAUUCCUCUUUUUAAUACUCUAAAACAACUUCUUUGUUAUUUGUGAAAUAAAUUCUGCUGUUGUUGUAGGAUACACCCCAAACCAACAAUGUCACUAAGUGAGUCACCCAAGACAUCCAAUUGAAGCGUUAUAUGUGAACCCUAGAGGAAGACUAAAAGGCGCGGUCACACAGGCCUCGAUAACGUGAAGGAAAAUGAGAACGUUAAAAAUGCACGCCCUCGAUUGGUUGAAUGAGCAUGGGCGUAUUCUGGGUGGAGCAAUUCAAGCAAUAGAAUGUGUUCUCUUUGCGUCGUUAUCAAUAUCGUUUUCAUUAUCGCUGCAGUGUGACCCGGCUUUAAGGGUUCAUGACUGAGCAUAGUUAUCAACAGUUUUCAAAGUUGUGCAUAAACUGAAACGUUCUGCACAAAGUAACUUUUUUUCUUCUGACCUCAAACACAUAAGAAAACAUUUUUAUACUCCAUAGCUUACCCUGUUAGCCGUACACUUGCUUGAAUUCCUGCACUGUACACUAGUCAUGUACGGUAAUAGGACAAACACAUUGUAGCUUCUUGUCAAAUGACUUUUGUAUAUUUUGCAGAACAUCGCUGAUAAAUAGUUGGGUCAUAUUUCUUUUAGGUGGUAUAGUUUGUACACCAGAUGGUUGACUCUUCUGGUGUUGUUUAACUGUAAAUGUACUAUUGUGAAAUGAUACUAAGUAAUUCAUAUCCAUUUAAAUGUUCUCAUCAAAAGUCUAAAUUGCUUUAUAAUAGUUAGUGAGUUCAGUUCCUACUUAGUUGAACCUGAUAUGAAACCCAAAUAGUGACAGUUUAUAAAGCCCUUAUUGGAAGCUGAGGCCAUGGUUGAAUUGGCGGCUACGGCUAGAACUGUUGCUAAGGGUGUUGCUAAGGACAUCCUAUUCAGGGCAUUAUGACUUUAGCCAUAGCCGUAGUCACCAAUUCUGACAUGGCCUGACUACUCUUAUUCCUUAUUGUUCUUUAUAUGAAGACAUUCCUAAUAAUGGUCACAUCGCUACUUUGUCAUUUUCUUCCGCCACCUGCAAUUUCUUCCUUUAAAAAAAGUUUCUAAAAAAAUCAAAAUAUUUUCCUAACUGUGGGGCAACCUCUCUUCCUUCACAAAAAAAAUUAAGUACAACAUUUAAUCAAAAAUACAUAGAAUAAAAUAUGUUAAAAAUGCUAAAAAUGCAGGAAAAUAUUUCAAAAAAAUCUUUUUAAAUACAAUUUUGGUUGUGAAGAUUGUGACUUAUUGUUUGUAAUUUCUGUUAUAGUUAAGAUACAUUGGAAAGGAACUGAAAAUAUCCACUCCAUCAUCUAAAAAUCUUUUGUAAAAAAAUCUGCUUUUUUAGAAGGAAAUUUGUGAACACUAAAACAUAGAAUUGUAACCAAGAUGUUCAUCACAAUUUGUGAUAAUAUUCUUCUUUGAAAUUUGCUGCUUUCAUUUUCAAAGACGGUCAAAAGAAAUUGAUAAGCCUUUCUCUUUAGAGAGAUGGUCAAUGGUUGAAUAGUAAACCUUUCUCUUUAGAGAGAUGGUCAAUGGUUGAAUAAUUGAAGAGAAUCUUGGGUAUUAUAAGUAGUUUCCACUUGACGCCAAACAGUGUAUAGUUGGCCAUCUUUAUUGGCAAAUCAAUCAUUUUGUUAACGAACCCCUAUGAGUUUUGUGUUAGUAUUGGGUACGGCAUGCCAGAGUUUUACCAAAUUCUAUGCAUGAUUGGUCGGUGAACCCACUUGCCUGCAUAGAAUAGUUGGAACUCUUGACGCAGCUCAAAGCCAAAACCAAAGUGGCGGGUAAAGAUGGCGUCUAUUGAAAAACUUAGCCGCUUUGCUAAAACACAUUAUCUACUAAGCAAAAACAGACAGGGAACCAGUGCUUAACAAUAUAUCUCACAUGUUAUAUUGUCUGUUAACCUGAUUCUGCUAAGCAUUGUUUAUCAGUGCUUAGCAACUUUCAUUGCGUCACAGCUUUAAUGGAAAUAUAAGUUGGUAAAAUGGUGUCUAAAAUAUGUAGUUUUUCUAUUUUUUAAAUAAGUUUAUUGGGCUUACGUUAACAUAAAUUUUGGUCUGUUAUCUCUGAACCAAUUGAGUGAUUUUAAGAGGUCAGUCAACCAUGUAUUGUUUGAUAUAUCAUGCGUUAUAUUUAUGAUAGUUGCUUAGCAAGCUUUGUAUCCAUAGCUACACAAUGAAUAAAUACAAAUCUUAUCUGUAAAUAUUACGCUUUACUUAAAAAUCGACAGAAACUUUUACUGUCUCUGUGGCAAAUUGGUCUGCAUGAUUUAAAGGGGAAGUUAUGGGACAUAUAUACAAGGUUUUAAUGUCGGAUAUUCAUAGAGCAAAGGUCAUUCAGUACAACUGUUUUUUAUUUUAUAAGACAGGAGAACAAGACUAAUAAGUUGCUUAACAUUCUCAGUUGUGCUUAGCAACAAAAAUAAUACUUAAACUUGGUAUUCACUGAUUUAUUUACGAUUGGUUUGUUGCUGUUGUUUGCUCGGCUCGUAGAUUUGUUUGGUGAUAUUUUGUACUGGGAGGCUCUUUGUCAAAGUUCCUCAUCUUACAAACUUGUUAAGCGUAGAAAUAUCUUGCAAAGCAGAAUGAGGUUACCAGCCAAAUUAACAUGAGUGUUGCAAUAUUUGUGACCGGUUCACUGUUGGGCCAGCUCAAGAGAUGUCAAGCAGUAUUUUGCUAAUGUAUGUCUUGGCUUGUUUGAUAUUUAUGUCUUAACUGCACCAGCUAACAAAGUUAUUAAUGUAACAGGCUCAGUGACCAGAAUUGACCUUUGACACAACACUUAAACGAAUAAUGAAUAUACAAUGAGAUGAAAUGAUGUAAAUGUGUCCGAUAGCUUGGAUGUAGGGUGAAUGGGAUUUCCUGAGUGAGUAGUUUAUGCCAGUGCUUACACACAAAGCACUCUGUAAAAUAAUAUCACCAUUAAAAGAUAUUGUUUGGAAUUGAUUAAGCCACUUGUUACACUAGAGUAGUUUAUUAUGCGGAGUGAAUUCCAGUGUUGGAUUUGGAUGGAUUUUUGUUAUCCUGAUCAAAAUUUUGAUUUAGCCUGCGUUGCAUUCGCAAAAUUUGAGCCAUUUACAUGAAAUGUAAAUUGUGAGAUGAAAUGACGCCUGACAUGGUUUAUUUAAUCCACAAAUUAAACUUAAUUUAAUAACUUCACAAUUUGUUUUCUUCUAAUUUUAAUAUUUAGAGUGGAAAAUGCUUGUUACUGUCAAAUUUAAAUGUGAUGUAAAAGGUAUUUUCUUAGACAGCAUUUUGUCAAAUAAAUGUUGGCUGUGGAAAUGGCUUUCCUUUCCAGAGAAUUAUUCCGUUUUUUAUUUUUAUUUUGCUAUUUUUUUUUGAAGUACAAAUGUUACUCAUAAAGGAGAUGACUUUUGUACACUUUUGUAAUAAAAAUCUGAAUUCCUUUCUCAAAAUUUAGACAAAUUUAAAAUGACUAAAAACAUGACAAAUAAAAAGUUUAAGAAAUUAUUUCUUGAAACCAACUCCUAUAAUCUACAAGAGGAGAAUAUUGUACUAUUGGUUGUUUGGUAUCAAUGUCUUCUCCUAUACUGGGCCCAAUUCACACAGGUGUCUAAGCACAACAAAAUUAUGCUUACCAAAAUAAGGUUACCAGCUAAAAUACCACCUCACAUGUACCAUCUGUGGCUGGUAUCAUGCUUCAUUUUACUUAGCAUUAAAUCUUUAAGCAGAAGCAUCUCUAUGAAAUUGGGCCCAUGUGAUACACAAGACAAACAUUUUCAAGGACUUUGUUUUCAAAAAACACAGAGGUUUUGGCGCCUGGUAAUUUUGUUCUGCUUGGUUCUCAAAAUAUGUAAAAAAAAAACUCAAAACAUAAAUAAUGAUGUACAAACUCGUUAAAUCUGUGGUCCUCAUAAAUUUGAAAAGUUGCGCGACAUCACAGCAAGCUUUAUUUGCCCUAAAUUUUGAAAUAAGGAGAGCAUGUAAAUUUACAAUUCAUAAACCAUUUUUGUAGUUUUCUUGAGUAAAUGAAACGUCUACUAACCUUGUAAUUGUAGAGUAGAUGAUUAAAUAAUGAAUACAAUUUAGUCCACAGGGCAUGUAAGUACCUUUUAUUACUGUUUAGAGCUCAGGCUCAAAUAUUAGAAAUCAAUGAGCUAAUUUUGUUUAAAUCGUCGAUGCUUUAUUAUAACAGCUGGAUACUAAAAUACAAUGUAAUUUGGGAAACACUUAAAGCACCAUUUGUUAAAGUGAAAGAUCCUAUAUUGAGUUAUUUAAUAAUAAAAAAUAAUAAAAUGUUGA